AUGGACGCCCCAGAGGAUCGGGCUGUCAAGCUGCAGAAGGUGUCCGGGGAUCUCCUGGGCCAGUUCGGCGAGCGUCUGCCCCAGCUGCUGCAGACCGCGGACGGCGAAGGCGCCCGGAAGAGACGAAGCACCGUCGACAGCUUGAUUGGCCUUAUCGAACCGUUCCAAGAAUCCCCACAGCUGCUCGACCCGUACCUGCAGUCCUAUCUCACCCAGCUCACCGAGGUCUUCCUCGCCCAACUGCCCAAACCGUCCGCCGCUGUCUCCCCGGAAUCGCAGUCGGAGGAGGAGAAGAAGGCCAGCCUCAACCCGCCGCUACCCCUCCACGACGGCGUCGCAAAACUACUGUACACGCUCUGCAAGAUCCGCGGGCCCAAGAUCAUCUCCCGCUUCCUCCCCAACGAGCCCCGCUGGCUGGAGCCACUGUGCAUCUUUGCCACCACCGAAACCCCCGACCGCUCGUGGGAGCUCCGCUACGUGCUUCUACUCUGGCUCAGCCAUCUACUUCUCACCCCGUUCGACCUCAGCACCAUCUCCGACCCCGCCAUAACCCCCCCGCCGCUCCCUGCGCAGCUCGAUCUCCCAGCCCUCCCAUCCCUCUCCCGCCGCCUGCUGGCGCUCGGAAUCACCCAUCUCUCGUCGCCGGGCAACCGCGAGAGCGACGCCGCAUCGCUCCUGCUCGACCGACUAUGUCUGCGCAAGGACAUGCGCGCCCUCGGGCUUCUGCCCGCACUCGUCACCUGGUGUCUUGAUUCCUUCAAACCAAGCACCACCACCGCCACCGCUGCUACAACCAUGGCUACCGCGUCAAACACCCUCUUCAUGAAGACCGCGAUCCUGCGUGUCCUCGCCGGCAUCCUUGCGCAGGGGGGCCGCGGAGUCGUCUCCGAGUUUGCGCCCAGGAUCUUCACGCUCGCAAAGAAGCUCGAGGCCGCCGACGGCGAGGAGUGGAAUUCCGCCAAUGUCCGCAGACUGGGGAUGAAGAUCUACCGCUGGGUGGCUAUCCUGUCACUCGCGCCCGAGGGAGAGGAGGACGGGGAGGAGGGGUCCCUCGCCGUCAUCUCGCGCAAGCUGCCCCCGGACCUCGCUGGCGAGGUCCUAGAGGCCGUCAUGGGCAUCUACGAGGAGGACGUCUUCUACUACCCCGCGCACGGCGCAAACCGAGAAAAGAUCCUCUCCGCCGUGACGGCCGAGAAGUGGCACGGCGCAACGCUCACGCUCGCCACCUUCCUGCGCCAGCGCGCCGUACGGAGCACCGACGUGCUCGAGCGCGUCGUGCGCAGCAUCAUCGACUCGCUGCACUUUGAGCAGCGCCGCGCCACGUUCGCGCUCGGCGGGAACGUGCGCGACGCGGCGUGCUACGCGGCGUGGAGCUUGGCGCGGUCGUAUACGACGGAUGAGCUGCUGGCCGUGGGCGACAUCGAUGGGCGUGGGAAUGUGCAGCAGCUGCUGGCGACGGAGCUGGCGGUGGCGGGGUGUCUGGACCCGCUCGGGAACAUAAGGAGGGCGGCGUCGGCGGCGCUGCAGGAGCUGAUUGGGAGGCAUCCGAAUACGAUUAUCGAGGGGAUUCGGGUGGUGCAGGUUGUGGACUAUAAUGCGGUGGCCCUGCGGAGGAGGAGUGUGGUCGCUGUGGCGGAGGAGAUUGCGGCGCUGGAUGUGGGGUACUGGGAUGCGAUUGUGGGCGGGAUUGUGGAGGGGUGGAGAGGCGUGGGGAGUAGUGACCUUGAGGGCCGGAAACUGUCUGGUUUGGGCCUGAGAGGGGUGGUGAGAAUAGCUCUACCUGGUGACGAUGAGGAGGCCCGUAAUGUGAGGGCAAGGAAAGUAUUGAACUCUCUGGUGCACCGAAUCAGGGCCGAGGGCAAAUCCGAUGUCGAGAUCUGGCACGGCGGCACCUGGGCCCUCGCAGAAGUUCUCGACGGGCUCUCAACCCUUCCUUCCCCCACCUCCACCUCGUCGUCCCUCUUUGCGCCCUCAGAAUCAAAGCUGCUCCUCGAAAACGUCUUCGAGAAGCUCGUCGGCAAAGAAUUCGUCAACCCCAUUCUCCGCCCCGAGCUCACCUCCGAGGCCGCAUCCCGCCUCGUCUCCGCCCUCUCCUCCAGCUCCCCUCUGUUCUCACCACACAUACCCGCCCCGACACUGCGCCUCUGGACCGCGAUCAUCGAGGCCUCUCUCGACCGCAACGACGACAUCGUCCUCGCCCAGGCCGUCCCCGCCACAAAGCCCCUCUUCGGCAUCCUGUCCCCGCGCAACCGCCAGGCGCUCAUCGAGACAUGGUGCCGGCGCGCAUCCUCCAGCGGGAAGAAGCGCGGCUACGUACUCGCCCUCGGCGAGGUCAUAGGCUUCGUGUAUAGCGCCGACGUAGCGCUGAAGGACAAGAUCGUCGAGACGCUUGUCUCUGCCGCUGAGCGGGACGGCGAGGUUGAGCUGCGCGUGGCGGGCGUGAGGGCGCUGGGCUGCGGGGUGAUUGCCAGGGAGGGGCUGGAGAAUGGGGCGGUUGCAAGGGUGCUGCUGAAGGCGCUGGAUGACUAUGAGGUUGACUCGAGGGGGGAUGUGGGCUCGUGGGCGAGGGCGGAGGGGAUAAAGGCGGUGUUUGAGAAUUGGGGAGGGGAGGGGUGGAGGGGUGAUGUGAAGGGGGUGCAGGAGUGGGAGGUGUUGAAGAGGCUGGUGAGACUGAGUGCGGAGCGGUUGGAUAGGAUGCGGGCGCGCGCUUGUGAGGCGAUGUUGAAGAUAUCGGCCUCGUGGGAGGAGAGUGAGCUGGAGUCAUAUCUUGACCGCCCAAAACUCGCAUCCGAUCUCGCCGCAAACUCCAUCUCCUCAAAAGAGUAUUUCCAGGGCGUGAUCCCGCUCCUCCAGCACCCGCGCCUCAAAGUCGAGUUCCUAAAAGGCUACGUCACCGCCGCCGGCGCGGGCUCCGACAGCCUGCUCAAGACCAGCCGCUCCGUCCUCCUCACGCACCUCACCGCCGUCUCCGCCUCCUCCCCCUCCUCCUACGUCUCCUCCAUCGUCGACACAACACUGCAAGUCCUCUCCUCCCCCGACAGCACCAGCGACCGCAUCGUCAUCCCCACACUCGAAGUCAUCGCCGCUGUCCUCGAAAUGACGCCCCUCGGCCGCCCCGGCGGCACAGACGAGACAACAGCGCCGCUCACGCGCCUCUUCGCAACGGUGCAGAAGCUGCAGUUCAAGUCCGGAAACCCACUGAAGCUUGCUGCGGCGGUGCGGGCGUACUCGGGGAUACUGAUUGCGGCGGAGUCGGCGGAGCUGCGGAGGAAGGUGCUGGUGAAGAUGGUGGGGAUGCUGUUGCAUCCGUUUCCGAGGGUGAGGGAGAUGGUGGCGGAGGUGUUGUAUGUGCAUGGGCAUUUUACGGGUGGGGAGGUGUGGGGGGGGAAGGGGGAGAAGGGGGAGGUGGUGGAGAGGGUGCUGGUGGAGGGGGAUUGGUUGGGGGGCGUGAAGGAGUUGAGGAGGGGGGUGGGGAUUUUGAAGGGUGUUUUGGAGGCGUAG
Morchella importuna is the source of this 3501-nucleotide messenger RNA. RefSeq lists its product as uncharacterized. The record is from RefSeq and is a predicted model, not a curated record. Gene Ontology annotation, molecular function: GTPase activator activity; beta-tubulin binding. Gene Ontology annotation, biological process: microtubule cytoskeleton organization; tubulin complex assembly; post-chaperonin tubulin folding pathway. Bases 1 to 3501 code for a protein of 1166 amino acids. The transcript is spliced from 4 exons. Lineage: Eukaryota; Fungi; Ascomycota; Pezizomycetes; Pezizales; Morchellaceae.